AUGGGUCAUCGUCGCUUCUUGAAUCGCGAUCACAGAUAUAGACAUGACCGGAGUAGAUUUGAUGACAAAGUAGAUGAUAGAUCUCCAUCUACCAAAUUGACUGGCAGGGAUGUCCUGAGACAAUUGGAGGGUGUGCACGUCUCACAAGGCAAGGUGCAAGCGGUGGGCGAUAAAAGAAGGCGCGGACAGCAGACCGUGGUGCAAGACGAGUCACCCUGGAAAAAGAGAAAUGUAUUCUUUGAUCUGCCAUAUUGGGAGAACAACGAAUUACGUUACAACCUUGACGUCAUGCACAUAGAGAAGAAUGUAUUGCGACAACAUUGUUUAAACCAUGUUGAACGAGAGCGUAAAUCCAUAGAUCCUCAACAACUUCCUCUCCUUCCGGAUCGUGUGGUCCAUACUUUGUGCCACAUGGAGAUGAUAUUUCCACCUUCCUUCUUAACAGUUAUGGUUCAUCUAACGGUGUAUUUGGUCGAGGAGGUACGUCUCGGUGGCCUAGUGCAUUAUUGGUGGAUGUACCCAAUUGAGAGGUACCUAUGUCGUCUCAAGCAGUACGUGCGUAACAGGGCACAACCGGAAGGAUCGAUUGCAGAGGGCUACUUAUCCGAGGAGAUUCUCACAUUCUGUUCAAGAUACCUAGAUAAUGUCGAGACUAGGAUCAACCGACCGACACGCAUUGACGACUGGCCGAGCGAUGCUCCGCCGAGCAAGAUUGCCAACAUGUUCCCAGAGGUUGGAAAGGCGGUCGAGGCAGCGUCAUUUUUUACUCUAACAGCAACCGAAAAGCUUCAAGCACAUCGUCAUGUACUGGUCAAUUACAUUGCUGUAGAGAAAUUCUUGGAAGCCGUCACAAAGAGAAAACUGCGAAAUAAAACAAGGUCCCAGUCUCAGAUAGAUAGUGUUGUGCACAGAGAAUUUUUCAACUGGUUCAGGCAUGAGGUCCCAUUUGGAAGCACCAAUCAUUCGAACGAGUUGCAGUGGCUCGCCUGCGGUCCCCUUGCUCAGGCCAGACGCUAUCGGGCUUACAACGUCAAUGGAUUUAAAUUUAGGACCAUGUCAAGGGAGGAAGGGAUGAAAACACAGAAUAGCAGGGUUUAUGUCACUUCGGAUACUAAAAGUUAUGCAAGUAAACGGGAUGCCAAUGUCGCUGUUGGCGAUGUCUCGUAUUACGGGAGAUUAGUAGACAUCAUCGAGCUAAAUUACAGCGGUCAAUUCACUAUAGUCUUGUUCAAGUGUCUUUGGGCAGACACCACGUCGGGCAGAGGCAUCCGACAAGACGUUUUGGGCCACACCUGUGUCAAUUUUGCCACUCCGAUUCACACCGGUGAUCAUGAAGAUGAUGAGUCGUAUAUCUUGGCAUCUGAGGCGCGUCUUGUGUUCUACGUGGAGGAUGAGGUGGAGAACGGAUGGAGUGUAGUAGUCCAUGUGAAGCCAAGAGAUUUGUUUGACAUGGGCGAAGAUUAUGAACAUUGCCUGCGGUUGACAAGAGACGGCGAUUUAGAGGAGUCCACUAAUGACGGGGUUGAAGAUUGUGAUGAGGCCGCUGAUUCCUAA
Molecule: messenger RNA, 1554 nt
Organism: Arachis ipaensis
Lineage: Eukaryota; Viridiplantae; Streptophyta; Magnoliopsida; Fabales; Fabaceae
Source: RefSeq, a predicted model, not a curated record